AUGACCCCUUUGCCGCCAAGGCCGGAGAACGACCCUGCAUCACUGCUUGCGGAGCUCGAGGCGGGGCUGUCCUCCGCGCCCCCCCCCUCCGCCCUGGACCCAUUCGCGUCAGACAGCAUGGCGGAGGCCUUUGGGGCGGAUCUAGAGGCGGAGGGGCUGGGGGGGCUGGCAGCGCUGGGGGACGACGAGGGGGACGACGCCUGGGGGACGGCCUUCGGGGGGAGUGCGCUGCUGGGGGGGGAUGGGGACGCGUGGGGGGGAGGGCUGGACGCGGCGGAGUUUGGGGUGGAGCAGGGGGAGGAGGAUGCGUUUGGGCUGGGGGGUGGGGGGGACCUGGGUGCGGCGCUGGGGGGAGGCGAGGGGGCGGCGGGGGGGUCUGCGGUGGUGGCUGCACGGCAGCUGGAGGUGGCACUUGGGCUGGGCUCCAUGGAUGUGUCAACCCCAGCAGCAGUCACCCCACCAGCAGCGACAACACCAUUCACACCAGCAGGCCCCUCACAGCCCACGUUCCGAGUGGAGGAGCGCAUCAGUGCCGACUUCCUCGGUGCCUCGCUCACGCGAGUGCGCCUCUCCGGAACCGUCUUCCUCACUCUCCCGCUGCCCAAGGCCCCUCCGCUUGCUGCAGGGGGGCCGAUGGGGGUGUGCGGUGGCGCUAUUGCGCUGCACCAUGCGUCCAGGCAUAGUGAGCGACCUGGGAAGGGCUACUUCCACUUCCGCAUGCCUCCCCCCGGCACCACCUUCCCCCCGCUCUCCGCCCCCUCUGCUGUCGCAGCCUUCCCCCAGGCUCCCCCCAUGGCGGACCUGCUGGGGGAGGGGGACGAGGGCAUGGGGGAGGUGGUGAACCCGGGGGAAGGGGGGGAGGGGGGGGGGGGGGCGGAUGGGCGGGCGCAGGAGUUUGUGCUGAUGAAGUAUCGGCUGCAGCCCCGAUACACGCCCAUUCCACUGCGACUCAGGUUUGUCACAAGGAGGAGUGAUGAAGCGCUCUCACUCAUGAUCCAGUACGUGGCGAACCCGUAUCUGCAAGCGCCGCUGCUGAACGUCACCUUCAUCCUCUCCCUCGCCUUCUCCCCGGCCUCCCUCCGUCUCAACCCAGAGGCACAGCUUGACCCGUGGACCAAGGAGCUGAGGUGGCAUGUCCCACAGAUUAACUCAAAUGACCCACCGCAGCGCCUGAGGGCUCAGAUCCCAGUGAUUCCAGAUGACUUGGUGCACGGGGCAGCAGAGCGGACAGCGGAGGAGAAGCAGGCAGAGGAGGAUCGCAAGGCAAAGGAGAUGGCGGCGUAUCGCGUGCGCGUGGAGUUUGAGUGUCAUGGAUCGUCUCUGUCGGGUGUUACUGUGGGCGAGGUGAUGGCUUCAGGCAAGCCUCCGUUUGCCGUUGCAGGGCAUUCGUUUUCCUCUUCAGAGUAUAUAUGCUCAUGA
This is a messenger RNA of Closterium sp. Yama58-4, 1419 nucleotides long. Lineage: Eukaryota; Viridiplantae; Streptophyta; Zygnematophyceae; Desmidiales; Closteriaceae. The record is from the annotation of a GenBank genome assembly.